AUGGAGGGCAUGGACAUAGACCUGGACCAGGAGCUCAUGCAGAAGUUCAGUUGCAUGGGCACCACGGACAAAGAUGUCCUCAUCUCUGAAUUCCAAAGACUGCUGGGCUUCCAGCUCAACCCCGCUGGCUGCGCCUUCUUCCUAGACAUGACCAACUGGAAUCUUCAAGCAGCAAUUGGAGCUUAUUAUGACUUUGAGAGUCCGAACAUCAACACACCAUCAAUGUCUUUUGUAGAAGAUGUGACUAUUGGAGAGGGAGAGUCCGUGCCCCCUGACACACAGUUUACAAAGACGUGGCGGAUACAGAACACAGGUUCAGAGUCAUGGCCCCCAGGUGUGUGCCUGAAAUACAUAGGAGGGGACCAGUUUGGCCAUGUCAAUAUGGUGAUGGUGCGGUCUCUGGAGCCACAGGAAAUCUCAGAUGUCAGUGUGCAGAUGCGCAGUCCAGCUAAUCCCGGCAUGUACCAGGGCCAGUGGAGAAUGUGCACAGCCACUGGACUCUUCUACGGAGACGUGAUCUGGGUAAUACUCAGUGUGGAGGUUGGGGGUCUGCUUGGGGUCACGCAGCAGCUGUCCUCCUUCGAGACGGAAUUCAACACUCAGCCACAUCGUAACGUAGAGGGAGACUUCAACCCCUUUGCUUCACCACAGAAGAACAAGCAAGAUGCCAACGAGGAUAACCUAAAGGACCCGGGAGGCCCCUGGGUGGCCCCUCUGGACUCCAUUCAGCAAGAUCAAAAUGGACUCUCUCACAACUCUGUAAAUAUUACACCAAAUGGUCUCCAAAACAACUUAUCGGUAGUGACUUACAGCCAGGGCUGCCAUGGGCCCUACCCUUUUGGACAGUCUUAAGGGACAGAAAUCAUCACCAUCUGGAAUCCCCCCCUUUUCUGCGGGGUUACACAGGGGAGUAACAGAUUUAUUAUAAAGACUUUGCAGCCCUCCUCUCCCCCCAUGCAUCACAACACGACCUAAGAUACAGACAAGGCUGUUUUGGUUCUUAAUCAAUAAUCAGCUGUUGUCGACACCUGAGUUACGCAUGUGUGAAUGCUAAAUUAAGAUGAGUGCUAGAAAUCCUCAAAAUGAAAUACACAGGUUUUUUUGGUCUGUAUUGUCGCAACCGUAGAAUUAAGUGAGAGAUUUGAUGUGCGUAUGAGUGCGUAUGUUUGUGUGCGCUUGGAUGCGCGUGUGUGGACGAUGCACAAAAGAGAAGUGAAAAAAAGCCAUUGAAAAAGAAUUUUUGCUUGUCAAGUAGAUUUAUAUUUUACAUUGAUGUUGUUCGACUUUUACUUUGCAAACUGAACGAUUUUACUGAAAAAAAAAAAAAGAAACCGGUAAUUAUCUACAUGGAAAAAUGAGUCAUCCUGACCUGUACUACUCAUGAUAAUUGUAGAUUUGGUCAGAACUCUUUAUUUCAUACUUUUCUUCAAGUGAUCCACAAGGCACUUGCCUUAUUUAGUCCUAAGUUAUGAUUGCUGAUCUUAAAGUGGAAUUCUAACAAUAGAUUUCAAAUGAAUUUCAAAAUUUCUUCAUAAUUCACUCAUUGAAUUGUUAGCAAAGUCACUUGGAGUGGUUUGAUGGCUUGAGAAAAGGUUCAGUAGUGGUGAUAGGAACCAGGGGUUGCAAUGUCUACUGCACAAGUAUAGCCGUUAUUUAUUGUCGACCAGGGAACCUACGUGUGGGGUUUUUUUUUUUUUUAGGUUUUUAUAUAUUGUUUAUAAUGACAAAUUAGUGGUGAAUCUGAAGAGGUAAGUAUUCUUUAGGGACUAUUUUGCCUUAUAACGCCCUGCAUGUAUCACUCAGCCAUGAAUGUAUUAAAGAAUAGGUUUUAGGCCAAAAGCUUAACUCCAAUCUGUUGUAUAACAGUGUCCAUUUUGUGAGCUUUUAGAUGCGCUGAACACUUAAGGCGCCUGGUUCCAUUCACUACUACUGUGAACAGUUGUGACUCAGUAAGUUUUUCUAUAACAAAGCAUUUUACAUCAGACCACUCUGAAUGGCUUUGUUUACAUGUUAACCAUUUAAUUAUGAAGAAACCUAUCAGUGAUAUUGUCCUUUUAAAAGUAUUUCAGAUAACAAACUUGCGCCAGCAUCAGAACAUAAACUCAACAGUAGUGCUUAUUAGAGGCCAGAAGAUGGAACCAUUGAACCUAUGAUCAGAACACAUACCUGCAGCUCUGUUAUACUGGAAAGCUUAACCGGCCCUUUGAUCAUUCUGGGCUAAUAUCACGAUUGCACUGAGCUCCACAGCUCCCACUUGAAAGCCCUUAUGGUCUUGUUUUUGCAGUCGCUCGUGCGGACAGUUCAUUCUUCUUCUGACGCUUUGGAGGCCAAUAGCUUUUGAGCGUGUGUGGUGGCUUCAAUCCUAGUAACUCAAUGCCUGAGGCACAGACGUUUGACUCAAGUGUUCAUUUCAUUACGGCUUGCUGGUUUUUCUAAUGCAAGAGUCCCCAAAGCACAUGAUCAUUUGACACUAUUGCUCGGCUUAGCCACAGUGUUUUUUUUUUUUUUUUUUUUACCCCCUCUUCUUUUUUUAGUUCACCACUAUAUAAUUAGUCACAAAUGAUCUAGGCUGUUUCACGUCAAGGAAGUUUUUGACUAUUUUUAUGGAGGAUGUUUAUUGAACUGUCUUCACUCUCCUGAUUUUUGAAUGUGUUCUUUCAUAAGUGACAUUUUUGCUGGUAAACCCCAAAUAUAAAAUGCAUACGAAUGCAUAUAUACAAGAAAAUGUUUAGCCUAAUUUGUGUUUACAGAUUGAUGUUAUGGUAUGUACACAGGCAAGGACAUGAUAUAUUCAAUAUGUCAGGGAAUAGAUUACAUAUCUAUUUAUAUUUAUAAUUUAUGAUGAAAUUUGAACGUUGUGAUUGUUGUGCAGUUUUAAUUGGCUUGUGUAAUAAUCUAAUUGGCUGAUAUAGAGUCCUGUGCAGUAUCCCAAUUCAUUGGUCAUCAUGCAAAAACAAUUCCUUGGAAAAGAUGUGCGAUGGAAAGUAUGUGUUGUGCCCAUAAUCACUCUGACAUGUUGAAGUGAACGUGAUCACUGUAAUUUGCUUUUAACUGAUGUUACAGUUUGUCAAAACGGCCCUCUUUGCUAUGCAUCUGGUAACUGAUAAAAUGUUGACGUGUUCAUUACUGACACAAUUGUUUCGUCUUAUGUUUUCGGAAUAGCUGUGCGUUUAGUUGAGAUCACUGAUUAUCUAUGCAGUGCUUGAAGGGGGUCAUCCGGUUUUUGUUUGUCAGAGUUAAAAAAAAAAAAAAGUUACGUAACACAACGAUACUAUACAGCUAACUGAGACUGUCUUGGAUUGCCAUAGAGAUUGGACAAGUAAAAUUACUUUGCAAAUAUUGUGUGCUGCCUACAGCUCAAGGACAAUGUCAUUGCCUCAUGAGUCGAGUCUUCCUUUGAGUUGUGUCUGUGAAUGUCCUCAUCCACAACAAAAUAGAUAUGCCUGUUUCCAGAUUAAUAUUACUGUCAGAGUUAUGUGCGAAAGGCUGUGUUUGAGUGAGAAGUUGCUAUGUUAUGGUUUUCUUCUUCUUUUUUUUCUUUCCUUAAUUUUUUUGGACAUAUUUCUUUUGUUUGCUGUUGGGUUUUCUUCACAGUGGCAUGGUGAAUGGAUGAACAGAGCGUUUGCAUAGAGUCCUAUGGUAGCACAUUUUAACAAAAAAGACAAAUACAAAAAUGAAGCCCUUUUCCUGUAUGUGUAAAUGAACAUUUGUAUGAUUAAAUCAACACCUUAAAAGAA
Pygocentrus nattereri (red-bellied piranha) is the source of this 3737-nucleotide messenger RNA. RefSeq names its product inflammation and lipid regulator with UBA-like and NBR1-like domains (gene ilrun). Gene Ontology annotation, molecular function: ubiquitin binding. Gene Ontology annotation, biological process: macroautophagy. The record is from RefSeq and is a predicted model, not a curated record. Bases 1 to 852 code for a protein of 283 amino acids. The transcript is spliced from 5 exons. NCBI's taxonomy places the organism in Eukaryota, Metazoa, Chordata, Actinopteri, Characiformes, Serrasalmidae. Gene Ontology annotation, cellular component: phagophore assembly site.